AUGGCAAUGGGCGCCGCUGAAGAAGAGAAAUCUGCCACCAGUCCUGUCGUGGCGACGAAAGAGACGCCAAAUGUCACUUCAGCAUCACGGCCUCCGUCCACCUCUAGCGGCGAGGGCGAGAAGCCUCUGGCGGCCCCUGCAAAUGUUGACCUCGACCGCAUUGGCGAGGCCCAGGGCUACGUGCUCGACGAGGCACAACUCAGAAAGCAAUACGGCCUCGCCCCCAACGUUCCCCUGAAGAAGUCCAAAAAAGGCGUUGUCUUGAUCCCUCAGCCUACCAAUGACCCCGAGGAUCCGCUGAAUUGGCCAGCCUGGAAGAAGGGCCUCAUCCUUCUCGUUCUCGCUGUCAAUGCCUGCACGGCCGACUACUCGGCAGCCACCGGUGCGAGCGCGCUCAUUCCACAGGCUCAAGAAUGGCACAUCUCCCCUGAUGAGGUCAAUCACGCGACUGCUGGCAACACCUUCAUGCUGGGAGUUGGCGGUCUGGCAACGGUCUGGCUCAGUGCCUACUUUGGUCGUCUCCCUGUACUGUUCUGGUUCGGUUGUUUGUCCGCGGGGACUGCUGCUUGGUCUGCCGCAGCCCAGAGCUUCGAGUCAUACAUGGCGUCUCGGAUUCUGAACGGCUUCUUUUGUGUAGCAGCCGCCGGCGGUGGUUUGAUGUGGAUCAAGGAUGUCUUCUUCUGGCAUGCCCAUGCGCAAAAGAUCAACAUGUGGUCAACCGCGAUCAUCUUGUCGCCUUUCCUCGGCCCCCAGUUCAUGGCAGCCAUCAUCAGCGUUGACUCUUGGAGGACCGGCAUGUGGCUUAACAUGGCCAUCAUCGCAUUGGGCCUGCUUCUCACCGUCGUUUUAGGUGACGAGCCCUUCUAUCCUCGUCAUCUCAUGCCGGACCUGAGACCCAAGCGCAAGUCUCGGAUCCUGCGGCUGGUUGGCGUCGAACAAUACCGCACCAAGUACACGACCAAUUCAUUCUGGGAGGCAGGUAGCCGCUUGGGCUACACUAUCAUGAAGUUGCCGGUCUUUUUGACUUGUGUCUUCUACUUUUUUGACUUUCCAUGGACCAUUGGAAACAACACCACCAUUUCCGUCUUCAUUAUCCCGGCCUACAACUUUAGCUACCGCAACCUGGCCGCCAUCUACACGGCCCCGGUCAUCGGAGCUGUUCUCGGACUGGUUGUAGGCCAUUUCAUGUUCGAUUUCAUCGGCAAACUCUGGGCAAGGACCCACGGCGGGCUUAUCGAUCCCGAGAGCAGAUUGAUCCUGGUCUGGUUGAUCCUCCCCUUCAAACUGGUCGGCUACAACCUCAUUGGCGCGACUUUGCAUCAUGCCCCAGCUUGGUCUUGGUGGGUGCUUGCCGUCGGCUGGUGUAUGCACAAUUUCGCAACCAUUGUUACAACCACCGCCGUCAGUGCGUACCUCCUGGAUUCCUACCCCGAGGCCAGUGGCGAGUGUGCGGCGUGGCUCAACUUCUCCCGUACCCUGGGUGGUUUCAUCGUUGGCUACAUCCAAAUCAAUUGGGCCACCAAAGCCGGCACUCAAACGGAGUACGGCAUUCAAAGCGGCAUCAUGGCGGCAGCAUUCCUGUUGCUUGUGUUCUUGCAGUUCUUUGGACACAAACUGAGAAACUCACAAGGCCCGCUCAAGUUUAAGACGUAUUGA
Molecule: messenger RNA, 1656 nt
Organism: Exophiala dermatitidis NIH/UT8656
Lineage: Eukaryota; Fungi; Ascomycota; Eurotiomycetes; Chaetothyriales; Herpotrichiellaceae
Exons: 3
Coding region: 1-1656 (551 amino acids)
Biological process (GO): transmembrane transport
Molecular function (GO): transmembrane transporter activity
Source: RefSeq, a predicted model, not a curated record